CAGAGUCAACAGGCUGUACGAGGAGCAGACGGAACGUCUGUAGGACUGGACAAAAACAAACCAGCGGGUCAACACACUGUGGCCGCGUACUCGACUUUACUUUACUUGAAAGACGUUUUAGAAUCAUUCUUUUAAUCAGCUGAUUUUUUACAUUUAUUUUUAAUUUUUUAUCGACUUGGGAUGUAACUUUCAGUGUUGUUUCCUGCGCCCAAGCGGAGCACUCUUUUCCCGGUCAGUUUUAUCUUGCGUUCGCUCACGUCUCCGAGGCGAAGUUGCUGCUUUUGAGGAGCGACAGGUUCGUCACAAUUACAUGACAUUGUAACAGUUUCCUCACUCACCUUUCGACCAUGGCGGAAGCGCCUCAGCAGCCACACCUGGUGGAAAUCGACCCGGAUUUUGAACCGCUGUCGCGGCCCCGGUCGUGCACUUGGCCAUUGCCCCGGCCGGAGUUUAUCAACCCGGGCGACUCCAACACCUCUUCACCAGUCCCAUCUGUCAAGCAGGAACCCGCCAACAACACCGAGUUCAUCAACAACCUGAGCCUGCUGGAGGAGACCGAGGACUUCACAGAGCAGAAACCCAUCAUCCUGUGCACUGAUUUCCAGUGUCAGGAGAACUGCGUCCACCAGCAACCUCCACAGCAGCAGCAGCAACAUCAGCAGCAUCCGCAGCAGCAGCACCCGAACCCGCAACUCCCGCAUCAGCAGCAGCAGCAGGUGCCUCUGCUCUCCACCCCGGUCGGCUCGUCGUCCUCAGCGGCCGCCGCAGCCGCUGCAGCCGCUGCCCAGAGGAAGAGCAGCUCCUCCCGGCGAAACGCAUGGGGGAAUAUGUCAUAUGCAGACCUCAUAACCAAAGCUAUCGAAAGUUCUCCCGAGAACCGACUAACUCUCUCUCAGAUUUAUGACUGGAUGGUGAAGAGUGUGCCUUAUUUCAAGGACAAAGGAGACAGCAACAGCUCUGCAGGAUGGAAGAACUCCAUUAGACACAACCUGUCCCUCCACAGCCGCUUUGUUCGAGUGCAGAAUGAGGGGACGGGCAAGAGCUCAUGGUGGAUGCUAAACCCAGAGGGCGGGAAGAGCGGCAAGUCCCCGCGACGCAGGGCAGCCUCCAUGGACAACAACAGCAAGUUCACCAAGAGCAGAGGAAGAGCAGCAAAGAAAAAGCUGUCCCUGCAGGGCGGCCCUGAUGGAGGUGCAGACAGCCCAGGCUCCUACUCCAAGUGGCCUGGCAGCCCCAACUCCCACAGCAAUGAUGACUACGAUGCAUGGAACAGCUUCAGGCCCCGGACCAGCUCCAACGCCAGCACUCUUAGCGGCCGCCUCUCACCCUUUGUGCCUGAGGAUGACCUUGGAGAGGCAGACGUGCAUAUGGGCUACCCUGGAGCCCCCGGGGCCAAGAUGACAGGCACGCUGCCCAGUCUCACAGAGAUGACAGGCUCUCUGGGACACAGUUCUGAGAAUGUCAUGGAGAACCUCCUGGACAACCUGAACUUGCUCUCUCCAAAUAACUCUCAGGUUGGAGGAGGGGCGACAACCCCUGGCUCCUCCCAGUCCUCCCCUUCUCCCAUGAUGCAGCCGAGCCCUGGGUACCCCUCUUACAGCUCGCCCAGCAUGGCUUCCCAGUCUCAGCAGGAAUACCACAAGUGUGUGUAUGGCCAAGCAGGAAUGAACAGCCUGUCAUCUAUGCCACUGCAGACACUGUCGGAGAAUAAAUCCAGCUUCGGGCCCAGUAUGAGCCAGUACUGCAGCACUGCAGGGCUUCUGAAGGAACUGUUGACAUCAGAUACAGACCAGCACGGAGAGCUAAUGCCAUCAGUGGACACUGUUGUGUCUCAGUCCAGCGGAGGCUGUAUGCUGCCACCAUACAACAGCAGCCAGCAUGCGGCCAAACUCAUGGGAGGAGGAAGCAGUCAUCCACAUGGUCUCCCUCACACUCAUCCCCACAAUGUGCACAGCCCAGCCUCAGCCACAUCAUCGGCUAUGAAUGGCCGUUUGCUCAUGUCCUUGAACUACAGCGGGGGCGCCGCACGUUUACCGACAACCAAAAGCCAGAUGCCGAUGCCUUAUGGCCUCUCUGCCCACCUCGGCGGGGGAGGCAUGCCCGGCGGCUUCUGUCCUCUUAACACCAACGGAUAUGGUCGACCGGGAUUGUCAGCACCCUCGCAUCAAGAAAAACUGCCCAGUGACCUGGAUGACAUGUCCAUUGAGAAGUUUGAGUUUGACAUGGAGACAGUCCUCCAUGACACUCUAAUGGACGGGGACUCAUUGGACUUCAACUUUGAGCCAGUGGUGACCCAACAAGGUUUCCCACAUGGGGUGAAGACCACCACGCAUAGCUGGGUAUCAGGUUAGAGACUGUGAUUCACAAAAAAGUUCUUUCUACUUAAAUUCUCAUUGCUGACAUCGUCACAAUCAGAACUGACAUCGGACUAAAAAUGUAUCUAAAGAUACAUUCCUCAUCUGGACAUAACCUGCAGUCACUGUUCCACCAUCAUUUCUGUUUCAAAAAAUACUUCUCAGAUCACUGCAGCAGACUUGACCUGUCCUGAUCUGCUGAGGACAAAUGACCACCAGAGUUCUUGAAGGUGACGUCAGGAUUAUUUUCUGAAAUAAGUCAGUACAAACUAAGUGCCAAACGUUUUGCCUUAACAUAUGAGCCAAACUGAAACACACGUCUCUGGUUUACUAUACAGUAGUUGUAAUCUUUGCGGACAAUACUGCCUACUACAUUACCAUCUCAUCAUGAUCAUCUGCAGAAGCAGCAGCAAAGCAGUCUGUUUAAGAACUUAAACUCACACCAAGCUGUUUACUGUGUCACAUCAAUCAAGAUUUUUGUAAUGGUGAUCGAUUACUGCUGCGGAGAAAUCGAAGAGGGUAAUCUGGCGAAUGGGUUAUGUUGACAGACAUGAUUUAAAACGAGAAAAAAAGAGAGAUCUUUCUCAACGGAUCCUUGAGUGAUGUUACAUAAUAACUUACUUCUUGAAUGUACAUAUUGUAAUCAUACAGUUUGUGAAAUCAUUUCUUGUCAUGUAUUUUUCACAAUUGUAAAUAGUGUUUACAGAAUGGAAGCAAAAAUCGAGGCAGCAGAAAUGAGCCCACAGAGAAAACUGGAUCAGACUCUUUUCAACCGUGCUAAGUGGACAGAUCUGCGCUUGAGAUCAAUCGGGCUGUAAAAUGAAAACACGCGUUUUGAUUUCUUGUAAAUACAUUAAGAAUGUCUAUUAAAAAUGAUGCAGUUAGAUGUUUACUAGAUUCAGCAUAAAUUAUUUGUGGUUAAUAGAGAUUUAUGCUGGUGCAUAACCUGCACUCAGACAUGAGAAUUGUUCUGGGUCAUUCGUCACUCUGAACCUUAAUACCACAGGGGCCUAUUUAUUGUGCCUAACAAAGUAGAUUUAGACUGCAGGCUUGAAGGGUUUUAUAUUGUAAAUGUCUACGGUCCAUACGAUACUCAAAUCCAGCAGUCUUGAAGAACGGUGAACUCUUUCUUGUCAGUUUCCUACUUUGACUUUUCUUUAGAAGUCAGGAAGAAAUAAGUGACUGUAAAUUGUUAUUGUUAUGGUUCCCUGAACACUUUUUGGCGCUGUGAAUGUUACGAGGUCAAGACAGUUUGGAUAAAAGAUAUUCUCAGCGCUACUGUUGUUUUCACACCAAGGCUGCAUAACACCUGCAGAAGACGCCGCCAGUAACCAGCCUGUGCCCUGCUCAGUUUCACAACUUUUUGUAUUUUCCUCUGUCUUAAAAGGUUACUGUGACUGAUUUAGAUAGCACAGCGUCCAAAAGAGCCCUCUCAUGCUGUCAGUAGGAACAGCCUUACUGCUUUCACUGCCCCUCCUACCUCUACAUAUCAUCAUGUCCUUCUAAACAUUUGAUAUUAUGGUAUCACGUGACUUGAUAGCGCAAAUUAUCAUUUCCGUAACAGGUCUGUUUUAAAUUAUUGUUUGUUUUCCCAGCAAACUGCCACUAAGUGUUACGUGUCUGAUUCUUUAUCUCAGCUUGUAUAUUUGCAUUUUUAAACGGUUGUUUCCCAGUCGUUGCUGUUCUAGCGAGAAACUUUCCAGCCUCUCAGUGACUUUUAUUAAGCAGAAUCAAAAGUAAUACUCAAGAUUAUAUCUGUAAACAUAAUUGGUUCUCAUAAAAUUGACUGGUUAGGUGGCAGAGAGACAAAGGCAAAAACUGAAAGUCACCUAUUUACAUUAGUCUUGAUGUUAUGAUGGAGAAACCGCACACAGCAGCAGGCGAUCCUGUGUCGCUAAUGAAUUUACCUUCAGCCACAAGUGAAGGUUCUUGAAUUAGUUUUGAGUUUUCUUUGGUUGAAAUGAAAACCUGCAAACUCCAAACCAGCAAAUGAUCCGACUCCAGUGACGUAGAUUUUUUUUUUCUUUUCUUUUUUGAAGCCAGGGGGUAAGCAAGUUUAUGUAGAGUCAAAUUAAAUGCUUAACAUUUCAAAAGGCAGAGGAGCCAAUAUAGAAGCUGCUUUUGGGCUUUAUUGCCAGGUGUUGCCUUUUCUUAUCCAAACAUGCCAUAAUGUACUAUAGCCAAAUUUGCCUUUGAAGUCAAAGUGAUAUAUUUAGCAUUUUUAUCAUGUUAUAUGUUCAGAACUAUAUAUAUAUAAACAUCUAUAUAUUUGUGCCGGUCACUCAAGUCAGGAUAAACUGUAAUGAAUCCACAUAGGUUCAGUCUAAAAGUUAAAGAGUUGUACUAAGUAAAUUAUAUCUUUACAUUUUUAAAUGAUUUAAUCUAUGCAUUGUAUUCUUUAAUUUUAUGUUGCUAUUGUUCUAUUUUCCUUUUCUUUGAACUUUUAACAGAGAUAUUUUAUUGUAACAUAGUGCUGUGAGAUGUUAUGGUGUUGUCAAGACUCUAUGUUUCAGAUAGUUCUAUGGGGAAAAAAAUGAAGUUUAUUUAGAAAAUAGAAAAUGCAGUGAUUGAUAUGCUAAGCUUUUGUAAACUGACAAUGUUGUUUUUAUUGUAUUCAGCUACAGUUUUUAGAAAAUGGCAUCAAAAAGCAAAUUAAUGAAAAAAAAUGUCAAAGAUUUAUCGCAUUUUUAAAAUGAAACACACAAUAUUUAUUCAUUAGAGAAGUCCUGCUCAAAAUGCAGAUCCUGGACCAAUUCAGAUAUUGCACUUUCACUUGUAUAUUUAAUAACUAAGGGCUCCUCGUAACAAGAGGAAGAGUUCCUAUUACAUAUUUUAAAUGAAAAUCUGUUACAUUUACCUUGAGCAGGUAUACAGGAAUAAAUUGGAAUUGUGCUGUGUGAUAUGCAAUCAAUACAAAUAUGUAACAUGUUCAAUAUUAAUGUAUUAAA
This is a messenger RNA of Pelmatolapia mariae (spotted tilapia), 5302 nucleotides long. RefSeq names its product forkhead box O1 a (gene foxo1a). The record is from RefSeq and is a predicted model, not a curated record. Gene Ontology annotation, molecular function: RNA polymerase II cis-regulatory region sequence-specific DNA binding; DNA-binding transcription factor activity, RNA polymerase II-specific. The coding region runs from base 348 to 2351 and encodes 667 amino acids. The transcript has 3 exons. Gene Ontology annotation, biological process: regulation of transcription by RNA polymerase II. Gene Ontology annotation, cellular component: nucleus. Lineage: Eukaryota; Metazoa; Chordata; Actinopteri; Cichliformes; Cichlidae.